AUGCAGGAAUUAGAGGGGUUUGCUAUGCCCAGAAAAUCCUAUGUUUUUGAUGGCUUUGCCCUCUUAUGGGGCAUGCUCUUUUCUGGAAUAUUCCUCACAAGUACACCAGUGAUGGCUUGUCCUACAAGCUGUCACUGCAUAGAAAAGAGCGGCAUGACUGUGGUCCAAUGUAUGUCUCGCAACUUGGAGAAGAUCCCAUCAGAUAUUCCAAGAGAUACUGUGGUCCUCCUUUUGGCAUCCAACCACAUAACCCAUAUCCCUAACCACGCCUUCAAAGAACUGAACUACCUUCAGGAGUUGGACCUGUCAAACAAUGAUAUUGAAACUGUGGACGUUGGAGCAUUUCAAGGUGUUUCUGACAGCCUCCUUGUUUUGGAUUUAUCAAACAAUCAUAUCCAAAGUGUCCCCAAAGAGGCAUUCGCCCGUCUUCGAGCGAAAAUCAGCCUCUCAAACAACCCAUGGCACUGUGAGUGUACACUGCAGGAGGUCCUGAGGGAGCUGCGGUUGGACCCUGAGACAGUGAACGAGGUGAUCUGUCACACAGCGGUGCAGGAGGAAUAUGCUGGCAAACCGGUAAUCCAGGUGCUGGACUCAGGAAUCAACUUCUGCAACUUUCACCACAAGACCACCGACGUAGCCAUGUUCAUCACCAUGUUCGGAUGGUUCACCAUGGUGAUUGCAUAUGUCAUCUACUAUGUGAGACACAAUCAGGAGGAUGCCAGGAGGCACCUGGAGUACCUCAAGUCGCUGCCCAGCAGCUCUCAGAUCAGUAAGGACUUUGACACGAUCAGCACUGUUCUCUAG
Scomber japonicus (chub mackerel) is the source of this 804-nucleotide messenger RNA. It is a transcript of the gene lrrc3, whose product is annotated as leucine rich repeat containing 3. Lineage: Eukaryota; Metazoa; Chordata; Actinopteri; Scombriformes; Scombridae. Gene Ontology annotation, molecular function: protein binding. The coding region runs from base 1 to 804 and encodes 267 amino acids. The record is from RefSeq and is a predicted model, not a curated record. Gene Ontology annotation, cellular component: extracellular matrix. The transcript has a single exon.